Aegilops tauschii subsp. strangulata is the source of this 726-nucleotide messenger RNA. NCBI's taxonomy places the organism in Eukaryota, Viridiplantae, Streptophyta, Magnoliopsida, Poales, Poaceae. The record is from RefSeq and is a predicted model, not a curated record.
AUGGGCGCGUUGAGCCAGCUCGGGGAAGAGCUUGUUGAUGUUGACGCCCGCCUUGAGACGGAGGGCCUCCGGCUGGCGGACGAGUGGCAUCAAUUCAAGGUGGCCAUCAACCUUGGGCGUCUUCAACGCGAGCGUGCCAGUGCGAAGGCCGAGUCGUCCCUUGCGGCCUCGCGCGAGGCCAGUGCCCGGGCCUUGGAGGAAGCCAGGGAGGCUGAUCGCCGCCGCGAGGCUGCCAAGGAGCGCGCACGAGAGCUCCAGGCCCUGAACGCCAUCCUCGAGCAACAAGUUGAGGCUCGGAAGGCUAUCUUGGCGUCGAUGAGGGGAGUGCCUUCCGAAGAGAAGGAGAUCUCGAAGCGCGAGGAAGUGCUGAUGCUGGAGGCCUCGGAGGGCAGCCUCGAGCUUGAACGGUUGGAGAAGAGGGAGCGCCAGGUCGCCCAGGCUGAGGACACCGUCAGCGUGCGUGAAGCCGGGAUCCAGGAGGAGGUUGACCGUACGGUGGCGAAGACUCGCGCAAAUCUUGCCAACAGACACUACCUGAAGCUGAAACUCCUGGAGGCCAAAGCUGAGGGCAGAACCACCACCCUCAGGUCAAGGCUGGAUGAAGCGGAGCAGCGUGAGAAGGCUGCUAUGGUGUCCCUGAUCUUUGUCCAGGCUUACCUGGCCUCCGCUCAUGCUGAUCUGCCCUCGCUCCAGCAACAGGUUGAUGGCGCCGCGUCUCUCGCGUAG